AAUCCGUUUCAGUUGCGGUAGGAGCUCUGCGCUAGCGAUUUGUCGAUGACGGUGGACGACAGCAGCAGCAAAACGGCAAUAGCGUGUGUGAAUUAAUUUUGAUUUUAAACAAAGUGUCUUUAUUUUUAUUCGUUGUGCUAUUAUCUGCCAUCACUUUCGCUCAUGUGACGGUCCAUAUGCGAACGCGUGCGAUAGUGAGAGCUUUUCCCCAAUUGUGUACAAUUUUCAAAUAUUUCCUAAUUAAGUUUAUAAUUAAAAUUAAUUGAAAAAUUACAUAUGCUUAAAUGCUUUUCUAAGUGAAGAAUAAAUACGAAUGAAUGAGUGCUUUAGUGGUCACAGUGUGCGGACAGUGAAUAUCUGUACAAGUAUGUGAAUUUGAUUCAUAUGUGUAUACCUGGUGUUUGAAUAACGAAUAAACAUAAUUGAGCAGUUCAAAAUACAAAUGAAAAAAAUCCAAGCGCAGCGGAAAAGCACUUGACCAGCAGAAGGUGCAAAUGGCAACUCACGUCCUCCUGUUAUCUGCUUAGACCAGACAAAUCAUUCUGCGUUACCGCCUCGGAAUUUCAUAUUUGAAAUAUUUAAACUACACAACCAACAUAACCCCAUAUACAAUAGGGUACAUGGCGAGAUAUACCUUACGAACGACGUAGCAAAACAGUGAAUGAGUGCGAACGCCAAAGGAGGGCAGCAGCUACACUUUUUUAUUUAAUAAUAUUGACAGAGAGCGCUCUCGCCACAAGAGAGCAGCCGUCGAAGCCGCAGCGCUUGUAAACGCUUGCAGAGCAGCCCAAAAAGGCAAAAGCCGAACGAGUCAAAACAAAGUGUCUACGAAGAGACAGCAAAAGCAGAGCGCCAAAUAGCCUGGCAAAGCAACACACACCAAAAACACUAAAAAGACCCCCACAAAUCCACAAGCUAACACACAUACGUGCCGCCACACACAUACCCCCCAGCGAACAACAACAACAGAGAGAGCAAUAAAAACGCACCGAGCACUACUAACUAGCAAAAUCGAAAGCAAAAACUACAGCGCUGUGAGCGUUUCUAAGCUGUGUGCGAGCAAGUUGAGUGGCCAGGUUUGCUGAGCCACAGAGCUCAGUUGACUGCAAAGCAUUUGAAAUUGUUUAAGUUUGCGAAACUCACUCAGUCAGUCAGUCAGUUAGUAUUUAUUUGCUCAGCCGAGUGACGGCCGCUUGGAGACGGUACGCGCGGCAUUUAAGGGUUAAACAUAAAAAUUGUUUAAAAUAAAUUUCCAUUUGAGCAACACCCCUUUGCGGCCGGCGAGAUCCGCGAGCGAGCGUACCACGAGCGUUGGUCUGGCAUAGCGACGGCGUCGUCGUCGUCGUCAUAAUCAAAGCACGUUUUUCCUUAGCUGGCUGCGGCACACAUACUACUACAUAGAGACUCAAAAUUAUAUGGUUAUGUAGCGCUAGCUAUGUUUGGCCAGUGAAAUAGACAGACGAUACGGCACGCUGCCGUAAAGCGACAACAAAACAUCGUGUAAAAUCAACGAAUUUGACUGCCUCUACGAUUUGGCGUCGAGUGUGACGACGCUUACCUACCCAAAUAUCAAAAAAAAAAUCUUUAAGCAACGAUAGACGCACAGGAGAAUGGCUGAACAGUUGGCCGGUCGGAACGUCUUGCUUCGUUAAGCUAGUGCCUGUUGUUUCCCUGACUGCGUGCGCUUGUCUGCUUGCCUGACUGCCUGCCUGCCUGCCUGCCUGCCUUACGCGUAAUCACACUACGAAGGAAGUGGAAGCCGACGGUGGAAAAAGAGAAGCAGAGCCGGAGGCAGAAGAAAACUCGUCGUCAUCGGCGUACUCAUCGCCUCGUCGUCAUCGUCGUAGUCGUCGUUGCCAUUGUUAUCGUCGGUUGUGUGCGCGCAGCGCGCGUGAGUGUGUGAAAUCAAAAUCCUCAAAAUUGUCGCUGCCUGCCUACGGUUAACUACUUCCUUCAGCAUAUCCAGACAGAUUCACAUUUAGUACGAGAUCUGUGCGGUACGGUGCGUGACGGCAAUAUUUUCGGUUUAAGCGGCAAACACAAUACGAUUUUAUUUCGUUACGAAGUCGACUGAGCUCAAUUGAAAUCGUUCGUCUCGUUUCGUUACGAUUUAGGCUGCUGCUGCUGCUGUUGAUUCAGUGCGCUGCUGCGGUCAGCAAGAACAAAUAACACACAAAAACCAAAAAAAACAAAAAUCAGAAAAUAAAAUUGUCUACAAAAAGUGCAAAAUUAUUGGAGAAACUUGUGGCCAUACUAGUUGUGCGGUAUCGCAGGUCGUCACUACUACCACACACAGGUACAAACGGAUAUGGGUAUGAAAAAUGCAACACAACAACAACAAGACACAACUAAUGACGCAGAAAAGUAGUUGUGGAAGGUAAGCAGCGCAUAGAAAGUUGCAACAUUGAGCACUGUGAACAUGCGACACGGCGCUAAGCAGCAGCAUAUAGUAUAUACCGUCGUAGAAGACGCAGCUGAGGUAGCAGGACUUAAAUAUAGCGGCAGCUAAACGCUUGACGGCAGUGUUACGGCCACAAAAUACCAGCAUUGUAUACACGCAACAAGCAUUUGAAGAACGUUGAACGCUCGAGUGUGGCAUAAAGAAAUUCGUCUAACGCGCAGACUAGACACAGCUAAUAGCUAAAAUAGAAAGACUAGUCGAAAACUAAGUACGCUGCUAACCGUAACGAGUUUAUAAAAAUUAAAAUACACACAUAACGGCAUAGAACGAAUGUAAUAAAAUACGACUGUGGCGCAGAAAUGUGGCAAAAGCAAUAAAAAUAAUAGAAAAUAAUAAAAAAUAAGCGAAAAGUAAAGGAAACCUCACAGCUAGAAGGCCAGAAACAAGUAAAACACCAAGCAAACGGAAAGAAAACUAAGAAAAUUAAAGUGAAAAUCCAACUGAAACACGCUGCGCUGCGGCUUUACUGCCUUUCUGACUGACUGACUGCCUGCCUGCUGCCUGCUUGACGCUCGCACACGCCUGGGCCGGCCGGACCAAAAGCAACAACAGCAACAACAACACACACAGUCUAAUAGUAGUGUGGAAAUAGCGAUAGCAAACAGCUAGAGGCACACUUCCAACAACAAUUGCGCGACAAGCCAGCUAGUCAUUCAGCCAGCCAGCAAGCGAGCGACGCGUCGGCAUGCGACGAGACGAAGCCGUUUUCGUAAAGCGAAGAAAAGUGGCGAAAGAAAAUUCAUAAUUUUUAAUAUUUAAAAUUAAAGUCGAAGCAAACACACACAAACAUACGCACGCACACGAAUACGGGUACAUAGCGCAAAGCGAUGAAAAUUGAGCGAAAAUAGAUAGCAGCAGUUGUAGUUUUUGUACGUACGUAUCCAUGUAUGUAUGUACGUAGUUGUAGUGGUGUUUGUGAAUAGAAAAUAUCUGCACAAGAAAGUGCAAUUGAAUAUUGAAUAGGCACAGGCACUGGCAAAGCAAAGCAAAGCGUGUGUGUGUGCUCUCAAACCAAACCAAACCAAAACGUCAACGCCAACGUCAAGGCGGGGCAAAGGAAGCGCACGCUUACAACCACAACAACAACAAUAACAAAAACUACAAUAAAAUCACUCAAGCAAUUGUUCAAAUGUGCGCGCAUGUGUGUGGUUAAUUCAAAAGUAAAAUCGAAUUAAAGCGACGUAUGGGGUAUAAGCGCCUGCAAUAGUGUUAGUGUAUAGGCAUAUACGUGCGUGUAUGUAUGUGUGUGCGUAUAUAGUAUAUGUAUUGUGUUGUCGUGCAUGUGCUGAGUAUUAUAUGCACUUGUGCUUUCUUUACAAUUUUAAUUUUAAGCAAUUGUGAAGUGCUGUUGUUACAAUAUUAGUUAAGAAAAGAUAUAAAAGAAAAAAAUUAUAAAAAUUAAAAAUAAAACUAAAAAAGUAAAAAUUAAAAUCAAAAAAAUUAAAGUUAAAACUACAAAAUAAUAUCUGUAGCUUAAGUUGAAACAUUGCUGAAAAUUACAACAAUAACAACAACAAACAAAACUGGUCUACGCGCUUUCCAUAAACGGGAAGACCAACAAAUUAUGUGCCAUUUUCUAAACUAAUUAGUACAGUCGAAGCGAGACUAAAGCGUAAAAUACAAAAUAAACCACAAGUAAUCAAAUUAAAUAAUUUAAAAAUAUGUAUAUAAUAAUUCAUAAGUAAUGAGUAAUAACAAAAACAAAAACAACAAAUUUACAUGCUAAGCUUAGUGUAUUAUGUGCUAAUUACAACAAAAAUGAAGUAAUAGUAAAUAAAAUAGUGAAACACCGAUAUUUCCUAUAAUGCAAAGAAGCUUUAAAAAUGCAACAAUAACAAAAAAAUAAAAAUUGAAAAAAGAAAACAAGUGGAAAUUAACAAGGUCGUAGGUAUUCUUAACAGUAUUAUUAACACGUUAACACACAAACUUCCACCUACCAAACCAAAACAACACGCGUGACCCCCACAACGUGAAAAUAAAGGGAGAAUCAAAAAAAAGCAACAGCAAAAAAAAAUCCAAUACAAAACAAUCAUAAUAAAGCAACAGUGCACUAGCAGCACAACACGGUGCCACACAGCGCGCAAACACGGCGCGACAAACCCACACAACAACAAAAAAUAAAAAUAAACAACAACAAACACAAGCGAAAGGCGCAUAAAACACAGGCUGGAGCAAAACCGUGUGGAGUCGACGCAGACAUACAAAAAGUGUGCGCCUGAAUUAGAAAAAUAACAAAAAACGACGCAAACACACACAUACAACAACAAGCAGAAUAAAGAAAAACGAAAAUGUCCUGCAUAUCCAGCAAUUUCAGCUCGUUCUUCCUCAAUUCCCUCAACGAUUCAUCAGAAUUCGCCAAGUAUUUGAGCAAUGGCGAGUUAAAGUUUUCGCCCUUCGAGGAUUUUCAAGUGUUCGGCUCGGGUGCGGGCGCUGGCACGUCACCAGCGCCGCCAUCGCCAGCAGCUGCUGCCGCAGCCUCAUCAUCAUCAUUAACAGCGCAGCAGGCAGCAACGCAGCAACAGCAACAACAACAGUAUUACAAUGGUGGUGUUGGUAAUAGUGGCAACACCAACAACAAUGCCAAUUUAAGCGCUGGCGCCAACACGACGGGGUUACCAAGCGGCAUUGAACAGCCAUAUAAUAAUGGUGUGGCCGCAAUGAAUUCCAUUGGUAAUUGUGGCGGCACGGAAACGGCCAACACUUCCGCAUUAACGCCCGCCAACGCCUCCAAUACGGCACCGGCCGGCGUGCAACAGCUGCAACAUGGCGCACAUUUGCAUGCUGCACAUCAUACACCCCAACAUCCCAAUACUCAUCUGCCACACCACCCGCAUCCACAUCCACAUGCACAACAUCCUUACGCCGGUCACGCACCGCACACACCUGGCAGUCUAGCCGCUCCCAGCAAUGCCUUUCAUUCACAUAAUCACCUCGCUUCACCGCACCUGACAUCAGCUGCGACGACGCCAAAUUAUCCAACAACGCCACAGCGUUGGACUACAGCUGCCGGUGCGAGUCCAAUGGUCAGCGCUGCGUCCGGCACACCACAUCCUAUAACACAAUUGCAGAAUAGCAAUCAAUCGGGCACACCUAUUGCUGCCAAUCCGAGUGGUGCACAGCAUUUUGAUGGUUCCUUUGAAUUCCUAAAAUACCUGCGUCACUCGAACGAUUAUAAUAAUAGCGAACCGCAAGGUGAUGCUGCCGCCGGCAGCGCCUCAGCUGGUCAAGCGCCAGCUUCAACAUCAUCGUCGUCUAGCUUGAUCGAUUUGGAUAGUAGCACGUCGCAUAAAUCACGCUCGUCACGCAAAGCCGCCGCUCUAUUGUCCUCCGUAUCGCGCACUUCGAAUAGUCUUGAUGCCAAUGCGCUGGACGUCUUCGAUCAUGAUUCCAAACACACCAUUUUCGAUAUGCAUCACAUGACGGCUACAAAUAGUUCCAACUCGAAUGAAUCCUCCAUGGAGGUAUCCAAUUUGGCCUUUCCCAGCUCACACCUCAACGCUUCCAACUCGAAUACUUCUUCCGAGGGCGCCGCCACUGGCAGUUCGGAUUUCGCUAUGUUACACUCGAGUUCGGCGGCUAGCGCGCCCAAGCCAUUGGCUACCUUCACCAUCAAAGACAAUUUUGAUGUGCAUCCAUCGCACAAGGUGGAGGAGGGCAUAUUCCAGCAUAUGAAUAAGUUGCCGGCGAAGAAGAAGGAAAAUUUGAAACAAUUAGGUGUGCGUUUCACCGGUCAAAUGACGCUCUCGGAUAAAUCGAUAGUUGUCGAGAAUUUCAUCAAGUUCUGUCAGGAAUACGACGUACAGGAUCAUCGACCAUUUCUCUCACUCAAUCAAAGUGGCUUAAAUAAGGCGGAUCAAAUAAAGUUUGCCCGUUAUUUGGGGCAGGGACUACCCACAUUUACGCUUUUCUGCAUUUAUAGUAAUUUCAAGAAUCUUUUCUGCACUAAACGAACAGAAAUCUACACAAAAGAUGGUUACAAUUUGCCUUAUAUAUUGGACAAAACGAAACGUUUUCUAUCGAAUACAACAGCAGGCAAUACACCGAGUAAAGGCAACUCUAGCUCGUCACAUUCGCAAACACAGCCACAGUCACAGUCACAGUCUCUGCCACAGUCACAACCCCAAUCACAACAACAACAACAACAGCAAGCACCAUCACAAUCACAACAGCAAGCAACACCACAAACACAACAACAAACAGCACCAAAACCACAACAACAACCGACUCCACAAACACAGCAACAUCCAACACAAUUGCAACAACAGCAAAUUCCACAAACACCACAACAGCAACCUGCACCCCAAUUACAACAACAACAACAAAUUCCACAAACACCACAACAGCAACCUGCACCCCAAUUGCAACAACACAUUCUACAAACACCUCAACAGCAACCUACACUAUUACAACAGCAACCUCAUCCACAAUUAGCACAACAACCACCUCAAUUCCAACAACAACCACCACAAUCGCUACAAUCACAGCCCAUACAGCUGAAACCGCUACAAACACAUCCAAUGCAAGCAUAUCCUUUACAAUCACUCGCCCUACAAUCGCAACAGUUGCAUCAACCACCACAUCCGUUACAAUCCCAAUCACCACAAUUGCAAUCGCUGGCAGCUGCACAUCAUCAGUUGCGUGCACAGUCACCGCACACACCACCGAUGCAACCACUGCGUCCCAUGCAAACGCAGCCGCUACAAGCACAUCCCUUACAACAACAACAACAGCAACAACCGUUACAACCUCAUCCUUAUCAAUCACAACCGCUGCAACCACAUCCACUACAAACGCAACCGCUACAACCACAACCACCAAAACCACCACUACCAACACAAACACAUGCACAGUUGUUGCACCAACACACACCGUCAUCACCACUACCGCCUGGACACUUACAACAGCUACAGCUGCAACAACAGCACCAACAACAACAACAAUCACCUGUACACAUGCCGUUGUCCAUGUCAAGGGGUUUAUCCAAAUGAUUUUGAUGUGUACAAUUAAUUCCUAAUUCCGAAUAAGUUGCUAAGUGCAGAAAAUUAGUUAAAAAAUAAAAAUAGCAAAAACAACAAAAUAAGGAAUUUUAUGUUAAAAUUGUACCAUAUGCAUUAGUUUAUUACAUAUAUAUGUAUGUAAGUAAUUUACAGUUUUUUUUUCUUAUAACAACACUAGCAUAUUUUGUUUACAUAGUAUGUAUGUAUAUGUGUGUGUUUUGAAAAAAAAACAAAAUAAAUAAAAAAUAUACUCGACUGCAACAAAUGCUUUGUGCCACAUUUUCAGCUGUUACAAAAACAAAAAAUAAUAUUAUAAUUUUAUAUAUAAAUAAUUUGAGAAAAUUGCAGUCUAGUAUUUACAACUACAUAUAUGCUCACAAAUAUACACACAACAUACAUAUAUGUAUGUAGUGUUAUUCCUUUAAAUGAGAUUAUUUAAAUUUACUUAGUUAUAAACAGACACACACACAUACACCGGCACUUUUGCUUCGUCAUGUUUGACAUAAAUAUAUAAACUUAUAUAAUAUAUUUACAUGUAACUGUUCAAAGGCAUGGACAUACAUACAUACAUGUACAGAAAAUAACUCUCCUAAAUAUUCUCGUUUUGUGUGUGUUUGUAAUAAUUUUUAUUAUUUUUUGUGUUGACUAUAUAGUAUAUUAGCCAAGAGAUUAUCAUGAUUUGUAUUAAUUAAAGAAUAUUAUUUGUCGGAAGUAACGACAAAAUCAUGUACGUAUUAAAAUGCAACGCCAACUAGUGCAUACUAAUGUGCAAAAAAUAAAAACAAUAAAGAAUUAAAAAUAAAAUAAAAGCUAUAUUAUAUGCAAAAUUAAAA
Bactrocera dorsalis (oriental fruit fly) is the source of this 8291-nucleotide messenger RNA. Its product is annotated as TSC22 domain family protein 1. The coding region runs from base 4750 to 7449 and encodes 899 amino acids. The record is from RefSeq and is a predicted model, not a curated record. NCBI's taxonomy places the organism in Eukaryota, Metazoa, Arthropoda, Insecta, Diptera, Tephritidae. The transcript has 5 exons.